Molecule: messenger RNA, 1208 nt
Organism: Octopus sinensis (East Asian common octopus)
Lineage: Eukaryota; Metazoa; Mollusca; Cephalopoda; Octopoda; Octopodidae
Product: zinc finger protein 239-like
Exons: 6
Coding region: 1-1032 (343 amino acids)
Biological process (GO): regulation of transcription by RNA polymerase II
Molecular function (GO): DNA-binding transcription factor activity; RNA polymerase II cis-regulatory region sequence-specific DNA binding
Source: RefSeq, a predicted model, not a curated record
AUGACGUUGCAUUUGAAUAAAAACAAGGUUUACAAAUCAAUCCAGAUAUUGGCAAAAAUCACAAGGGGUACCCUAACUCGUCACAAACGUAUUCAUACAGGAAUGAAACCAUAUUGUGACAUUUCUGGUAAACCCUUCUCUGCAGGUAGCAGCUUUAUUCAACUCAAACAAGGUCAUACAAGUGAGAAACAUAAACCAUACCAGUGUGAUAUCUGCGGCAAAUCAUUCUCUGUAAAAAGUUACUUGGUGAAACACAAACAAAUUCAUAGAGGAGAGAUAUCAUAUUGUUGUGAUAUCUGUGGUAAAUCAUUCCCUGGAAGUGUGUCAUUAACUAGACAGGAACGUAUCCACACAGGUGAGAGACCUUAUCAGUGUGAUAUCUGUGGAAAAUCAUUCUGUCAGAAUGGGGAAUUGUUCUCACACAGGCAUAUUCAUACAGGAGAGAAACCAUAUCACUGUGAUAUCUGUGGUAAAUCAUUCUCUCAGAAUGGUGAAUUAACUGUUCACAUGUAUAUCCACACUGGGCAGAAACCAUACCAGUGUGAUAUCUGCGGUAAAUCAUUCUCUUGUAACCCUCGCUUAACUGUACACAAACGUAUUCAUACAGGAGAAAAGCCAUAUCAUUGUGAUAUUUGUGGUAAAUCAUUCUCUGUAAAUAGUAGGUUAAAAACGCACAAACUUAUUCACACAGGUGAGAAACCAUAUAGUUGUGAUAUCUGUGGCAAAUCAUUCUCUUUAAGGGGCAAUUUAACUACACACAAGCGUAUUCACACAGGAGAGAAACCAUAUUGUUGUGAUAUCUGUGGCAAAUCAUUUCCUCGAACCGAUGGUUUGACUGUCCACAAAUACAGUCAUACAGGUGAGAGACCAUAUUGUUGUGAUAUCUGUGGUAAAUCAUUUUCUCGAAAUCACAACCUGACCGACCACAAACAGAUUCAUACAGGAGAGAAACCAUAUCGCUGUGAUAUCUGUGGCAAAUCAUUCCUUCGAAAUCGAGAUUUAACUAUUCACAUACGUGUUCACACAGAAUAGAGACCUUAUCAGUGUGAUAUCUAUGGUAAAUACUUCUCUGUAUUAAGUUCCUUAAUUAAUCACAAACAUAUUCACACAGGGGAGUAACCAUAUCAGUGUGAUAUCUGUGGUAAGUCUUUUCUCUGGAAGCUUAUUUAACUAAACACAUUCUCUGUAAGUGGUUAUUUUCACACAAG